Molecule: messenger RNA, 1184 nt
Organism: Betta splendens (Siamese fighting fish)
Lineage: Eukaryota; Metazoa; Chordata; Actinopteri; Anabantiformes; Osphronemidae
Gene: capslb
Product: calcyphosine-like b
Exons: 6
Coding region: 196-822 (208 amino acids)
Molecular function (GO): calcium ion binding
Source: RefSeq, a predicted model, not a curated record
UAACGGAGGCACGAUGAUUGGAUCUCCACCGAAGCACAGUGAACGGCCAAUCAGAGCGCAGAACGCGGUCUCCACGGUAACCAGUAUCGUUUGCGGAAAAGCAGCUUCGACACCAAACUUCAAGUUAAGAGAGAAACUGAGGAUCAGUCGUCACUCCAACUGUCAGAUACUCGGCUCAUCUGUGUGAGUCCAGAGAUGCCGGGGACGUCGAGACACGACCGGGAGAUGGCGACGAACGCCAAACGUCAGCUGUCGGAGACGACGGACCCGUUGGAGAAGCUCCGCCUGCAGUGUCUGGCCCGAGGUUCGUCUGGGAUCAAAGGUCUGGGCAGAACCUUUAAAAUAAUGGAUGACGACAACAGCCGCUCCCUGGAAUUCAAAGAGUUUCUGAAGGGCUUAAACGACUACGGCAUCCCGAUGGACAAACAGGAGGCCAUGGAUGUCUUUCAGCGCUUUGACCGUGAUGGGAACGGGUCCAUCGAUUUCGACGAGUUCCUCAUCACUCUGAGGCCGCCCAUGUCUCAGGCCAGGAGGGAGGUGGUGUUACAGGCCUUUCGGAAGCUGGACAGGACGGGCGAUGGGGUGAUCACCAUCGAGGACCUGAGGGGGGUUUAUAAUGUUAAGUGCCACCCCAAGUACCAGAACGGGGAGUGGACAGAAGAUCAGAUCUUUAGGAAGUUCCUGGACAACUUUGACUCUCCGUACGACAAAGACGGGCAGGUGACCCAGGAUGAGUUCAUGAAUUAUUAUGCUGGUGUGAGUGCGUCCAUCGACACGGACGUCUACUUUAUUGUGAUGAUGCGAAAUGCCUGGAAGCUCUGACUUGGCGUCGUUCUGGUGACCAAGGAGGAGUUUGACAACUACUACAGUGGAGUGAGCGCCUCCAUUGACAGCGACGUCUACUUCAUCCUAAUGAUGAAAAACGCCUGGAGGCUGUGAGCGCCCACACGAGGAGAUGCCUCACACCUGAACUAGUGAUCAGGGUAAUAAGACCAGGGUGGAAGUUAAUUCAGUCACUAGAGAACCGUGCCACAGUAGUUCAACAGUGACUUGAUAGUACCUCGGUCCACGUUGUGAUGCAGCUGAAAACAACAGCUCCAUUCGCUCUUAUUCCAGUUCUCUACUUUAUUGUAUUUUGAGAUGUGACAUUAUCUGCGUUUUAAAUAAAAUCACGUGUAAACAAA